Molecule: messenger RNA, 2383 nt
Organism: Salarias fasciatus (jewelled blenny)
Lineage: Eukaryota; Metazoa; Chordata; Actinopteri; Blenniiformes; Blenniidae
Product: galectin-3-binding protein A-like
Exons: 6
Coding region: 181-1965 (594 amino acids)
Cellular component (GO): membrane
Source: RefSeq, a predicted model, not a curated record
UUCUAUGAAAUGAAACUCAGCGGGAAAAGACUCCCGACUUCCCCCCGUCGCAGGACUACAAAGGGAGUGGGGUGUUUGUCUCUGGUCUCAAAAGAGGUGCAAACACAAGAGGAAGAAGGUGUCUUCAUUUUAUGCAACUUUAAAAAUUCAGAGGGCUAAGUCAAACACUGGCAGAAGAAAAUGUUGACCCGUCGAAGUCUUCACUCUCUGCAGCUGCUUCUACUACUUUGUGUCUCUGCAGGCGCAAUGAAAUUUAACCUGUUCAACAGAAACCACAGCCCGAAGGAAGGCGACGUGAGACUGUCCGGCUCCACAGACGGGUCUGAGGGUCGAGUGGAGGUCUACCAUGAGGGUCGAUGGGGGACGGUGUGUGACGACAACUGGGACAUGGCUGAGGCUCAGGUGGUGUGUCGCCAGCUGAACUUCCCCGGGGCCAAAUCUGUGAUCAUCGGGAGGCAGUACCAACAAGCACCUGGACCCAUCUGGCUGGAUGAUAUUAACUGUAACGGCACAGAAAAGCAUCUGGUUAAAUGUGAAUUUAAAAGCUGGGGAGAAACUGACUGCAGUCAUAAGGAAGAUGUGGGAGUUCUUUGUCAAACAGGAAGCACCAAUGAGACCAUCAAUGAUUCUACACACUCACUGGACCACAGCAUCAGUCUGUCGGACGACCUUGGACAGAUCUUUGACAGUGGGAACGGCUGUGACUUCUUGAUCUUAGUCCGAAGCCCCACUGGAAACAUCCAGGAGAACGGGACCACAGAGAUGGCUGAGACAAAGAUCUGUGCACACAAAACGAUCCUCUCACAGUUUCCCCUUUUCAAUGCUUCUGGAGGAAUCUCCAACAUCACGGUAGACGUCAGUUCAUCAUGCCAACUGCUUUUUUCUUCUUUCAUCAGGUACAUUUACACCCGUAAGAUAGACGUGACCCUGUCCUCUGCAAUCUGUGUCCACUGGAUGGCGUCGACCUUUGGGGUGAAGCAGCUGAUGGAGGAUGUAGGUCGGCUGUUUUCUAAAGUCAUCCCAGAUGACAGCACCUUUCACAACCAGGUGUCCAUUUACAACUACGCCGUGGAGACUGGCGAUUUAAUUCUCAAGGAAACCUGUGUCCAGUUCCUGGCCUGGAACUACCAAAACCUGACCAGGUCUCCAGCUUGGAAUAGCCUUCCUGUAGAGCUUCUUGGAGCUCUUCUACCCCGAUCAGAUUUGGUGGCAGCAGAUGAGUAUUUUGUGCUUCAGUCUGUAGAGAGAUGGAUCACAGAGCAAAAGGGCUCCAUCAGUUUGGAAAUCCAGGCUGAGCUGUUGAGCCACAUUCGCUUUCCGAUGAUCCCUGCUGAGAAACUGUAUGAGCUGGAGUCCAACUCCUCCCUGUACAGCUCACACAAGAACAUGUAUCGUGAAAAAAUGUUGACAGCGUUUCAGUUUAAUAUUCUGCUUUUUAGCAAACUGGCCACCAAUCCAAAAUUCAGCAAAGACAGUGCUGAUUAUCAGCCCAGGAUCUAUACUGCUGAGCCCUGGAGCGCUGCCGUUGACCCUUCAAAGAAAAGACCUUCAUAUGACCAUCAAAUUAAUACUCACAGAAGGUACGGAUAUCAAUACGACUCUUACUAUGUCUAUCCUACUCCCUCUCCAUAUGCUCCAUCAGUAUCAUUCAGUACGCCUGUCCACAGCAGCCUGAUCUUUAAGAAUAAUAUGAUCAAAUGGCAGGCAAAUAUCUUCAAGAGCCAGAACGAAUGUUCAAGGAAUGGUCUGCGCUGCGAGUCGUUUCCUGUCGCAUGGCUGGCUCCUAACCACAACCCUAACAACAUGUUGUAUCGCAAUCGUGUCAUGAUGAUGUGCAAGGGCACGGUGUGUCAGGUUCAGGGCUUCAAAGGCAACCUGGCUCCCAUUGCGACAAAUGGUACUUCAUGCCUGUGUUCUGAUGAGCAGUACACAUACCGAGUUGUUGUGAGACCAGAGUAUGUCUGACAGGCUGAAUCAGUCUCAAUCAAUGAAUCGUUCUGAAAUAAUCUCUUUCAUCACAAUCAUGUAGAUUUUCAUCGCCACAUAGUUUGAGGGAUUUGUUUUGGGGGGCUUCAGCAGCAUAUACUCACAUAUAUUCACAUAGUAGUCAUUCACACAUGACAUGUCGUCAUGGAAACAUGCACGAAUAAUUAAAUCAUCUGGACAUAUUUGCAAGAGAAGACGCAGACACAUAUUUACAGCCAGACACACACACACAUAUAAGGAAAGACAUAUGUUACAAGCAUUUAUGACUGGAGUAGGGAAAUUCCAUGCUUAUACUUCAAUGUGAAAUAUCUGGGGUUUUUUUUUCUUUACAGCUCGAUCACUUUAUCAUGUUUGGUAUUUUUGAUGUUAAAACAAUAAAAUGUAUGAUAUCAACACA